This is a messenger RNA of Chaetura pelagica (chimney swift), 1143 nucleotides long. RefSeq names its product dual specificity phosphatase 8 (gene DUSP8). Gene Ontology annotation, biological process: protein dephosphorylation; negative regulation of MAPK cascade. The transcript is spliced from 7 exons. Bases 1 to 1143 code for a protein of 380 amino acids. The record is from RefSeq and is a predicted model, not a curated record. NCBI's taxonomy places the organism in Eukaryota, Metazoa, Chordata, Aves, Apodiformes, Apodidae. Gene Ontology annotation, cellular component: cytoplasm. Gene Ontology annotation, molecular function: MAP kinase tyrosine/serine/threonine phosphatase activity; protein tyrosine/threonine phosphatase activity.
AUGGCUGGGGAUAGGUUCCCACGCAAGGUGAUGGACCCGAAGAAGCUGGCCAGCCUCCUGAGGAACGGAGCAGAGGGCACGCUGGUCAUCGACAGCCGCUCCUUCGUGGAGUACAACUCCUGGCACGUCCUUAGCUCUGUCAACAUCUGCUGCUCCAAGCUCGUCAAGAGGAGGCUCCAGCAGGACAAGGUCUCCAUCACAGAGCUCAUCCAGCCUGCUUCCAAGAUGAAGGUGGAGGCAGAGGAGCACCAGGACGUGGUGGUCUACGAUCAGAGCACACGGGACGUGACCGGCUUGGCUGCCGACAGCUUCCUCUCCAUCCUCCUGGGCAAGCUGGACAGCUGCUUCCACAGCGUCUCCAUCCUUACAGGAGGUUUUGCCACCUUCUCAUCCUGCUUCCCGGGGCUCUGCGAGGGGAAGCCAGCUGCUAUCCUGCCAAUGAGCAUCUCCCAGCCAUGCUUGCCCGUGGCCAACGUUGGCCCCACACGCAUCCUGCCACAUCUCUACCUGGGCUCCCAGAAAGACGUCCUAAACAAGGACUUGAUGACACAGAAUGGGAUAAGCUAUGUCCUUAACGCCAGCAACUCCUGUCCCAAGCCAGACUUCAUCUGUGAUAGUCACUUCAUGCGCAUUCCUGUCAAUGACAACUACUGUGAGAAGCUGCUUCCCUGGCUGGACAAGUCCAUUGAAUUCAUUGACAAGGCCAAGGUGUCCAGCUGCCAGGUGAUUGUGCACUGCUUGGCUGGGAUCUCCCGGUCGGCUACUAUCGCUAUUGCCUACAUCAUGAAGACCAUGGGUAUGUCGUCAGAUGAUGCAUACAGGUUUGUUAAGGACCGUCGCCCAUCCAUCUCGCCCAACUUCAACUUCCUGGGCCAGCUCCUGGAGUACGAGAGGAGCCUGAAGCUCCUCAAGGCCCUGAAGUCAAAGGGCGACCGGGGCGAGGGGGACGCGCAGCAGGACCCUGCAGAGGCGGCUGAGGGCAGCAGCCACCCCGCCCCACCUACCUCAGAGAAGGCCGAGGAGGUGCCAAGAGGCGCUGGCUCUGUGUCCCCCCACGGCGACCCCGAGCGGCAGGGGGGGGCCCCCACGGGAUGCUCUACAGCCAUGUUUGAGGCUUUUACUACAGACUCCUCUCUCCGCUGA